Messenger RNA from Rhododendron vialii, 3602 nucleotides. Its product is annotated as cellulose synthase A catalytic subunit 4 [UDP-forming]. Gene Ontology annotation, cellular component: trans-Golgi network; plasma membrane. Bases 154 to 3321 code for a protein of 1055 amino acids. NCBI's taxonomy places the organism in Eukaryota, Viridiplantae, Streptophyta, Magnoliopsida, Ericales, Ericaceae. The transcript is spliced from 12 exons. The record is from RefSeq and is a predicted model, not a curated record. Gene Ontology annotation, biological process: plant-type primary cell wall biogenesis; cellulose biosynthetic process. Gene Ontology annotation, molecular function: cellulose synthase (UDP-forming) activity.
AUCUCUCUCUCUCUCUCUCUCUCUCUCUCUCUCUCUCUCUCUCUCUCUCUCUCUUUAAAACCCUCUUACCUUUCUCCAUCCCACCUGAUCAGUCCCCUCUCUUUGCCCAACUUCCUCUUCAUUCCUUACCGCUUGUAUUUUCGCUUGCCAGCCAUGGCUUCAAAUCCCAUGGCGGGCUUGGUUGCAGGUUCUCAUGGCCGUAAUGAACUCCACGUUAUGCAUGGCGCAGACGAGCCUCGUUCCCCGACGUUACACCAGUCUGUGACAAAGAUAUGCCGAGUGUGCGGGGAUGAGAUCGGAUUUAAGGAAAACGGGGAAUUGUUUGCGGCGUGUCACGAGUGCGGGUUUCCGGUGUGCCGGCCUUGCUACGAGUAUGAAAGAAGUGAAGGCAACCAGUGCUGUCCUCAGUGCAACACUCGCUAUAAGCGUCACAAAGGUUGUCCAAGAGUUGCAGGUGACGAUGAAGAAAACUUUGAUGCUGACGAUUUCGAUGAUGAAUUCCAAAUUAAGAUUCCACAACAUAGCCCAGAUCGAGAUCAUGUUGCUACUCACUCGGAAAAUGGGGACUAUAAUCUGCAGAAAUGGAAUAACAACGGCCCAGCUUUCUCUUCUAUUGCAGGAAGUGUUGUUGGGAAGGAUUUUGAAGGUGAGAAGGAGACUUACUCCAAUGCUGAAUGGAAAGAGAGAGUGGAGAAAUGGAAAACUAGGCAAGAGAAAAGAGGUCUGGUGACCAAAGAUGAUGGAGGAAAUGAUCAAGGGGAUGACGAUGACUACCUUUUGGCUGAAGCCCGGCAACCGCUCUGGCGAAAAGUCCCACUCCCAUCAAGCCUAAUCAGCCCUUACCGUAUAGUCAUUGUUCUUCGCCUCAUCAUUCUUGCCUUCUUCUUUCGCUUCAGAAUUCUAACUCCAGCAUACGACGCCUAUCCACUUUGGGCCAUCUCUGUAAUAUGUGAAAUAUGGUUCGGCUUUUCCUGGAUUCUAGACCAGUUCCCCAAAUGGAACCCAAUACGUCGAGAAACCUACCUUGACCGCUUGUCCAUCCGCUUCGAGCGUGAGGGUGAGCCAAACCGGUUGGCCCCAGUCGAUGUAUUUGUGAGUACUGUGGACCCGCUUAAGGAACCUCCAAUUAUAACGGCAAACACGGUUCUGUCAAUUUUGGCGGUGGAUUAUCCAGUGGAGAAAGUGAGUUGUUAUGUGUCGGAUGAUGGAGCGUCAAUGCUGCUUUUUGACACAUUGGCGGAAACUAGUGAGUUUGCAAGGAGAUGGGUCCCAUUUUGCAAGAAGUAUAGCAUAGAGCCAAGGACACCAGAGUUUUACUUUUCGGAGAAGAUUGAUUACUUGAAGGACAAGGUGCAGCCUACCUUUGUGAAGGAUCGGAGAGCCAUGAAAAGAGAGUAUGAGGAGUUCAAAGUGAGGAUCAAUGCAUUAGUUGCAAAGGCUCAGAAAAAGCCAGAAGAAGGAUGGGUCAUGCAAGAUGGGACCCCAUGGCCGGGAAACAACACGCGGGAUCACCCUGGCAUGAUUCAGGUUUAUCUGGGAAGUGAGGGAGCACUCGAUGUGGAAGGGAAAGAGUUGCCAAAGCUUGUGUAUGUUUCUCGUGAGAAGCGGCCUGGCUAUCAGCACCACAAGAAAGCUGGUGCAAUGAAUGCUAUGGUUCGUGUGUCAGCAGUUCUUACCAAUGCACCCUUCAUGUUGAACUUGGAUUGUGAUCACUACAUCAACAACAGCAAGGCUGUUAGGGAAGCCAUGUGCUUUCUAAUGGAUCCCCAGCUUGGAAAGAAGCUCUGCUAUGUCCAGUUCCCACAGCGGUUCGACGGCAUUGAUCUUCACGAUCGGUACGCCAAUCGCAAUGUUGUUUUCUUCGAUAUCAACAUGAAAGGCCUAGAUGGGAUCCAAGGGCCAGUGUAUGUUGGGACUGGAUGUGUUUUCAACCGGCAGGCACUAUAUGGCUAUGAUCCCCCAGUGUCUGAGAAGCGGCCAAAGAUGACAUGUGACUGCUGGCCUUCAUGGUGCUGCUGCUGCUGUGGUGGUUCAAGGAAGCCCAAGUCUAAGAAGAAAGGAUUGAAAGCUCUGCUUGGCCUUGGAGGCAUGUACAACAAGAAGAAAAAAAUGAUGGGGAAGAACUACUCUAGGAAAUCUUUGUCUGGGCCUGUCUUUGAUCUUGAAGAGAUUGAAGAAGGGCUUGAAGGUUUUGAUGAGUUAGAGAAAUCAUCGCUCAUGUCUCAGAAGAAUUUCGAAAAGCGGUUUGGACAGUCACCGGUUUUUAUUACCUCCACUCUAAUGGAAAAUGGUGGCAUUCCUGAAGGGACUAACAGCACUUCACUUAUCAAAGAAGCCAUUCAUGUCAUUAGUUGUGGAUAUGAAGAAAAAACUGAAUGGGGCAAAGAGAUUGGAUGGAUUUAUGGGUCGGUCACAGAAGAUAUAUUGACAGGAUUCAAGAUGCAUUGUAGAGGGUGGAAGUCAGUAUACUGCAUGCCAAAGAGAUCAGCUUUUAAGGGGUCAGCUCCAAUCAAUCUCUCAGAUCGGUUGCACCAAGUUCUGAGAUGGGCUCUUGGUUCUGUUGAGAUUUUCCUUAGCCGUCACUGCCCACUUUGGUAUGCCUAUGGGGGGAAAUUGAAGUGGCUUGAGAGGCUCGCUUACGUUAACACCAUUGUCUACCCAUUCACUUCGAUUCCUUUACUUGCCUACUGCACAAUUCCUGCCGUUUGCCUUCUGACCGGAAAAUUUAUCAUCCCUACUCUAAACAACCUGGCUAGCAUAUGGUUCAUGGCUCUUUUCCUCUCAAUCAUAGUGACGGGAGUGCUUGAGCUUCGGUGGAGUGGGGUUAGCAUCCAAGACUGGUGGAGAAACGAGCAAUUCUGGGUUAUUGGCGGUGUCUCAGCCCAUCUUUUUGCUGUAUUCCAAGGCCUCCUUAAGGUACUUGCCGGAGUUGACACAAACUUCACAGUAACAGCAAAAGCAGCCGAUGAUGCAGAGUUUGGGGACCUCUAUCUCUUCAAGUGGACCACGCUUCUCAUCCCACCAACCACCUUGAUAAUCUUGAACAUGGUUGGUGUUGUUGCCGGAGUCUCUGGUGCCAUCAACAAUGGUUAUGCCUCGUGGGGUCCCUUGUUUGGGAAGUUGUUUUUCGCAUUCUGGGUUAUUGUCCAUCUUUAUCCUUUCCUCAAGGGGUUGAUGGGAAGGCAAAAUAGGACUCCUACGAUUGUCGUGCUUUGGUCAGUUCUUCUAGCUUCUAUCUUCUCAUUGGUUUGGGUUCGAAUCGAUCCUUUCUUGCCUAAGCAAAAAGGUCCAAUCCUCAAGCAAUGUGGAGUCGAGUGCUAGUCAUGCUUUUGGGGUGCUCUGCUCUCACAUGUCAGUGUUCUGCUUAGCUUGGAUCAUUUUGGCUUGGUUUUUUCCUUCAAUUCUUGUGGUGCAUUGUAGGAGAGUGAUGUGUAUAUGGGGUGUAAGAGGAUUCUGCUGCAUAUUUGCUAGCAGUAAGCCAAAUGUAUCUGCUCUGCUGUAAAAUAAUACAUUUGACUAAUCCCAAGACAAUUUUCUGUACGAAUACAAAGGUGGUUUCACUAUUUUGAUCUCAUAUAAUCAAAGAAAAGAAGAUUGCUAGA